AUGUCCAGUAAAUAUCAUACUGUGUCUACGAUUGCGCAGCACCAAACUGCACGAGUUAUGCCAACAACCACUACUACUACACCCAUUGAACCACAGCAACAACAGUCUUCCAUUUCUAAAGUGUUCAACUCUCCAAUAAUGAUGACCACUGGUACUCCAAAGGCAGCCAACCACAAUGCUCGAGGUCAAACCACCACCACGAACAGCAAUUCUUCUUCAUCCGCUCAACAGUAUGCAUAUUCAGAUUUCAAACAAGUACUCACUCCAAUCAAAACUCAAACUAGACUUCAACAGCAUCACAGCAACAAGAUCAAUCAACUAAGAAAUACAAGUACACCGAUCCAUGUCGACCAAACGUUAAGCAUUUCUUCGCCAAGAAAAACUUUAGAAAAACAACAUGCAGUGAAGCCUCAUACCCCACAACAACAACAACCCACAAAAUCACACACAAGUGUCAAUGGAUUAGAUGUAUUUCUCAACAACCUCAAUAACAACAAGGAGAACAUCUUUCCAUGCAGUCACCACCUGUCUUCCACUUUUCCAUCAAAAACAAGCACUUUACCUCAUAUUUCGUCAGCACCAACUCUAGAUUCUAAGCAACCAUCAACUUUUCAAUCCGAAGAAGGUAAAAGCAUUGAAUCCUUAAUUUUACGCCUCCUCUCUCUUGAAAAUCCCGUGGUAAAUAAGAAAAUGACCAAUGUUUUCAGUGCAAGCGAUGACAACUUUAUCAAGCUCUUAAAAGUUAUAACAGAUCCUCUUUCUAUUGGAAUUACAAAGAAAGACUCGUUGGUUAUGGGAGAGAAGCUUCUUCAAAUCAUAUUUGCAUCUUCAGGACCUUUCGAAGAGCUGAUUUGCAUGAACCUCACGAUCUCAUUGAAAGAGCUUUGCAAGUCGUUUGGAUCUGGCCAUUAUUUUCACGAUGAAUUGGUUGUAAAGCUCAUCAAACAACUUUACAUCAUGUACAGAACUCGAGUUUUCACAAACAUUCAGUCCAACAACCUCUUCCCGUUUAUUUCUUCCAACACUGGUUUGGUAUUAUAUUUGCUCACUGAGGCUGUUUCAGUUUCUACAAAACUUGAAGACGAUAGGCUUAAAUUUGUUGAGUAUUUUUGCUCACAAAGCUCAUACUGGAAGCUUACUGAAGCUACCUUUUUUGUAGAGUUAUGGCAAUUAUCUGUUAAGCUGCUACAGGAUCACAAUUUUGGAUUGAUGUUUCAAAAACUUCAAGAGUCGCUGUUCUCAAAAGUGAUCGAUCAAUGGCUAGAUGCUGUAAAAAAACGAGAAUCGUAUGAACAGGCUGUAGAAUAUCUUCAAUUACUCAACAAUCUAGUAAGGGAAACAAGCAAUUCACCGUUGGAGAUUGUGACAAAUUUUCAUUUCAAGCUUUUGAAAACUCUUCUUGAAAAACGAUUCACUUUAUUGACUUUCCUUCUUGUUGAUGACUACAACAUGAGAACCUAUCAAUAUGGAGUUCAAUUUUCGGCCUAUUCUGUUAAAAGCAGAUUUACUGCCCUGAGAUUAGAGCUUGUUUAUUUGAUUACUUUUGUCGUUCACUUUUCAUAUUUGGAUUGCAUUGAGAAAUCUGUAUUCCAAUUGUAUCCAUUUGAGACCAACCAAAUGAUUACUAUUUUAACUGAAUACUUUUUUACAUAUAACCAUUGCAAUGUUUUUCAUAAUAUUUACUGCAUUUUAUUCAUGGAAGUAAUUUUUAGAAAUGAAGGAUGUGUUAUAAGACAUUUUUUGGAAUGCUUCUUCCAAAAGUCCUUACAAUUAUAUGAAAUCAAACAUAAGGUUGAUCAGUGGGGUCACACACUCCAAUUACUCAACAUGAUUCGAUUAAGUUCGAAAUGUUCAGGUAGAGACACAGAAAUUAACAAAUUCUUGUUUCAACAGCACUUGAGUGAAUGGACCAAAUUCGAAGAAAUCAUUGUUCAACAAACAUUAUUGAUGGAAGGCCUCAAGUCAUGCUCAGAGAUUGACAUUGGAAGCGCUUUUGCUGAACGUUUUGGUUUUUUGGAAUGUGACCGAUUGCUUUGA
Molecule: messenger RNA, 2037 nt
Organism: Naegleria fowleri
Lineage: Eukaryota; Heterolobosea; Eutetramitea; Acrasida; Naegleriidae
Exons: 1
Coding region: 1-2037 (678 amino acids)
Source: RefSeq, a predicted model, not a curated record